This is a messenger RNA of Echinococcus granulosus, 1587 nucleotides long. RefSeq names its product Pyridoxal-dependent decarboxylase domain-containing protein. Lineage: Eukaryota; Metazoa; Platyhelminthes; Cestoda; Cyclophyllidea; Taeniidae. The transcript has 13 exons. The record is from RefSeq and is a predicted model, not a curated record. The coding region runs from base 1 to 1587 and encodes 528 amino acids.
AUGGAAUCCGAUAUGUGGAGUUUGUUGGCUGAACUUCUGACUCGGACCGUCGGCCAGUCAGCUAAUUCCGAAAUAGAAAAAGUUCGCUCACUUAUCCCAGAAACUGACGUCCACUUACAAAACACCGUCAAUCAAGUGGAUUUCCUUCUUCAUCACUUGGAGGAAAAACACCGUCAGAGGAUCAUUUCUCGCAUUCUGGGUGAUAUUUCCGUUUGUGUGGAACAUAUUUGGCACUACUCGGCCUCGUGCCUGAGGGUUUGUUAUGGUGGAGAGGACUCAAAUGAGAGUGUUGUCACAGCUUGCCGAGUUGCUCUGCAGGAGUCCUGGUACACCGAUACCGGUUCUCCCGGUUUUUCGGGUAACUCGCCCCUGGAUUCGUCUAAUAGCGGCACGGCCUCUCGUUCGGUGAUCUAUCUUAGUCCUGCUGCUCCAUCACACUUGCGUCGGUGGCUGUCGCUCAAUCUCUGCUGCUCCGGUCUCCUAAUCACCGUCUUACCUGCAGAAGAUAACAGCACUUUGCCAACAAUUAGUGUUCCCUACUUCGAAAGAUUUAUCCAAAAUGACCUUCACCUUGGUCGACAGCCCCUGCUCCUCAUCGCCUAUGCAGGUCAAAUUUCUAAUGCUACCAUUUUUUCCAAUCCUACUGUUCAUCAGACGGUAGAGACAGACUAUUUGGAGCGUAUGUUCUCCGUGCGCUGUGCCGUGAUUUCGUCCAUCGGAUUAGAUGAUACGAUCGCGGAUGAACUUUGGUAUAGCAUGGAUUCGCGGGCUUUGGACGGCUACGGUCAGAAAGUCGAGGUUCGUUCAACACUGACUGGGAGCUCUGACUAUCUGCCAGCCCUGGCUCGAAUCUGUCGGCGUCACAAAAUUUGGCUUCAUGUUGAGGGACUCUCCUUUCUCCGUUUGGCGCUGCUUACCAGCCCACCGGUAAAGCCCAGCUGGAUGACAACGAUUAAUAGCAUUAAUUUGGAGCUAUCACUCUGUUUUGGUCUACCCCGAUCCCUGAAUAUUCUCCUGAUGCAGUCAAAGAUGCCAGAGUCCAUCCUUCUUUACCUGAAUGUCUUUCCGUUAACAACGGCUUCCGAGGAGACGGAGGGGGCGACAUCACUACCUUCACGCUCACUCCCCUCCACCUGCCUUUCAGAUGCCCUCUUCGCUUGGUUCUCGCUUCGUAUCCAAGAUGGUAGCCAUGUCAAUCGGCUUCGACAUGCUGAUCAUCUGACUGCGUACACGCUUAAAAAGAUGGAGUCCCUUCCUUCAGUCGAAAUUUUCCCAUCACACCAAUGCCUCGGCGUCACAACUUCCAAUGGAGAUCGUGACUCCGACAUCUUUUUUAUCAAGAUGUUGUGUGAGAAUUCCGUGCAUUGUCCACUCAUCCUCUUCCGCUAUGUUUUAUCCUCGUCUCAAAAUGUUAUGUCCGAGUCCUCGGAUGCUCGCGUGGACAAGGAUCAGGAUCGACCAAUGGAUCGGCGUUUUCUCAACAGUCUCAAUCACUGGACCGGAGGUGAAGAUACUAUCAAGGCAGGACGACUUUCUAGCAAACGUUUCUUUACCACCGAGACAGUCAUCUGUGAUUGUCCGUUCUAG